Molecule: messenger RNA, 750 nt
Organism: Trypanosoma cruzi
Lineage: Eukaryota; Euglenozoa; Kinetoplastea; Trypanosomatida; Trypanosomatidae
Exons: 1
Coding region: 1-750 (249 amino acids)
Source: RefSeq, a predicted model, not a curated record
AUGAAAUCUGUGGCCUCGCAGUUUUUGGACACGCCCUACAAAGAAGAGGGAACUGUGGGCACAAGGCAGAAUGGCAUGACGAUGGGCGUUCGUUCAGAUGAUGCUGCGCGUUGUGUGAAUCACCCGCCGCUUUUUAGCAGCGUUUUGGCUCCACGCCCCGUGCUUAUUGGACCACUGCUCCGUUCCCCGCGUAUCAGUGAGACGGUAGUGCUUCUGGAUGGAGUUCCCUGUGGCGCUGUCUGCUUCAGUGGGCGUGUGGUGCGUUGUGAGGGACCCCAGCGUCAUGGUGGCGUUUCAGCGUCGCGGGCAUACACCGCCUUAUUGAUCUCCGACAACACAGGGCUUAUUUCUGUGAUGCAGCCUCACACGGCAAGGGUCAAUGUGGAUGUUGGCGCCGCUUGGGAAGGUGCCACGUCCUGUUUAACCGGAGGAGUCGCUGAGUUGGCGGGAAAUGCAACCGACGAGAUGGUCCACGAGAAUGACUAUGUAUUUGUUGUCGGAUGGCUUGCAUUUGCGGAUACCUCGAGGGAGGUUCGACGUCUUUUGCGGGGUGUAGUGGAUUUUGUCACGGGGGGCGACGGGACAAAACCCGAUGAAAACUGCUUUUGUGUACGGGGAACAGUCCGUCAAAUUCACGACAUGAACGAACUUCACUUUUGGGCCCUCGCUGCUUUGGAGACAAAUCUGCGGCUGUUGGCCAAAGCGGGGGAUUUUGCUUCGGCCUUUCCCACACGAAGAAAAAACGUGUGA